This is a messenger RNA of Melozone crissalis (California towhee), 5677 nucleotides long. It is a transcript of the gene MYOM1, whose product is annotated as myomesin 1. The coding region runs from base 153 to 4904 and encodes 1583 amino acids. Gene Ontology annotation, molecular function: protein binding. The record is from RefSeq and is a predicted model, not a curated record. The transcript has 37 exons. NCBI's taxonomy places the organism in Eukaryota, Metazoa, Chordata, Aves, Passeriformes, Passerellidae.
CUCUUUCUUUGCUGGCUUCAUUGUUGCUGUGUUUUUGUGCUAUUCAUCCACUUGGGAGCUCUUCCAUUUGCUGCCAUUCAUUUGGAUCCUGACAUUAUCCUGUUUAUUUACACUCAGAAAAGUGCAGUGGAACCCAAAAUCCGAAGGCACCCAUGAUGUCUUUACCGUUCUACCAAAGACACCACGAGCACUAUGACCGUGCGUACCGCCACAAAGCGCUGUCGUCCACUGUGAGCCAGUACCAAAAGGAGACAAAGAGCAAAUCUGCUGUGUAUGCUCAAGGAUCCGCAGCUUACGCCAGGGGCUCCGCGGCCUAUCGCCACUCAUCUGCAGCUGGCUUCAGCCUUGACUCCUCAGCAGCCUACAGCCAUGGCUCUUUGGCCUACGACCUCGAGUCGGCAGCCUACAGCCACGGGUCCACAGCCUACGACAGCUCUGCCGCGCAAAGCAAGAGGUCUGCUGCCUACAGCCUUGACUCGGAGUCCCUCAGCACCAGCUCAGCUGCCUACAGCCAUGCAUCUGAGUCCAUCAACAAGCUGGCUGCAGCCUACAGGCUGGGAUCUGAAGCCUACAGCUUUGGACUGAAAAAUUCCAACUCAAUGAUAGAAGAUCAAUCCUAUAAGAUGAGUCCCAAAGCAAAGAGGGCAAAACAGAGUUUGAUAUCAGAGAACAAAGAGAACGAAGCCUUAGACUACUCAGUGCCCAUAUUCACAGGAAGACAAGUGAAUAUCAGUGGUAUUACAGACACUGAAGAAGAGAGAAUUAAAGAAAGUGCUGCAUAUGUUGCCAAGAGGAACCUUUUUGCCACAGGGGAAGGAGUUAGUGUCAGCAAGGUGGCCAAGACAACUUCUGAAGAGGAACAUCAUGAAAAAAAGUCAAGGAAAGUGGCGAUCCGGGAGUCUGCUGAACGUGUGGCCAUGAAGAAAACGCUAGAAGAGACUCAGGCAUUCCAUAGAAAGUUGAAUCAAGAUAAACUCUUACAUGCUCCUGAGUUUAUCAUUGAGCCCCGUUCCCACACCAUCUGGGAAAAGGAAAAUGUGAGAUUUAAUUGUUCUGUGGCUGGCUGGCCAGAACCUCGUGUUACAUGGUACAAGAAUAAUGUGCCCAUUGAUGUACAGGCUCACCCUGGCAAGUAUAUCAUUCAAAGUCGGUAUGGGCUGCACUCCCUGGAGAUUACAGAAUGUGAAUUUGAUGACACUGCCCAAUAUCAUGCCUCUGCUAUGAAUGUUAAAGGAGAAGUUUCAGUUUAUGCUUCCCUCGUGGUAAAGAGGUACAAAGGAGAAAUUGAUGCAAGUCUUUUGCAUGGUAGAAAUCUUUCCCUCUCUCCAUUUGCUGUUACCCCUCAUGGCUAUGCUUCCAGGUUUGAAAUCAGCUUUGUCGACAAGUUUGAUGUAGCCUUUGGGAGAGAAGGCGAAACAAUGAGUCUGGGCUGCACAGUUGUCAUCAAUCCUGAUAUCAAGCGCUUCAAACCAGACAUUGAGUGGUACAGAAAUGGUGUUCUUAUUACACCAUCCAAAUGGGUCCAGAUGCAGUGGAGUGGGGAGCGAGCUUCUCUGACGCUGACUCAUGCAAACAAGGAAGAUGAGGGUCUGUACACGCUCCGAGUGGCGAUGGGAGAGUACUAUGAAGAGUACAGUGGUUAUGUCUUUGUUCGAGAUGCUGAUGCUGAAAUCCCUGGAGCCCCUGGUGCACCACUAGAUGUGCAGUGCCUAGAUGCCAACAAAGAUUAUGUCAUUGUCUCCUGGAAGCAACCUGCUGUCGAUGGAGGAAACCCCAUCCUUGGAUAUUUCAUUGACAGGUGUGAGGUUGGCACCUCCCACUGGACCCAGUGCAAUGAGAAUCCCGUGAAGUUUGCUCGUUUUCCUGUCACUGGUCUGAUCGAAGGCCGUUCCUAUAUUUUCCGAGUCCGAGCUGUGAACAAGGCUGGAGUCAGCCUGCCGUCCCGGGUGUCAGAGCCUGUGGCUGCUCUGGAUCCUGCUGACAGAGCCAGGCUUAGAAGUCAUCCCUCUGCUCCUUGGACAGGACAGAUUAUUGUGACUGAGGAAGAACCUGCAGAGGGUGUUGUUCCUGGUCCCCCCACAGACCUCCAAGUUAUUGAGGCCACCAAGAACUAUGUGGUGCUUAGCUGGAAACCUCCUGGACAGCGGGGCCAUGAGGGUAUCAUGUACUUUGUGGAAAAGUGUGUUGCUGGCACAGAGGACUGGCAGAGGGUGAACACUGAGAUCCCUGUGAAGUCCCCUCGCUUUGCAGUUUUUGAUUUGUCUGAAGGCAAAUCCUACUGCUUCCGAGUUCGCUGCUGCAAUUCAGCUGGGAUUGGUGAACCCUCAGAAGCAACUGAAGCCACUGUAGUGGAUGACAAACUCGAUAUUCCCAAAGCUCCUGGCCGAAUUAUGCCAACUAGGAAUACAGAUACUUCAGUUGUUGUCACUUGGACAGAGCCUCCAGAUGCCAAGGAGCUGGUUGGGUACUACAUUGAGUCAAGUGUGGAAGGAUCUGGUCGUUGGGAACCAUGUAACAACAAUCCAGUGAAAGGCACAAGAUUCAUUUGCCAUGGGCUCAGCACUGGUGAGAAGUACAUUUUCAGAGUCAGAGCUGUUAAUGCAGCAGGACUCAGUGAAUUUUCACAGGAAUCAGAGCCUAUAGAGGUGAAAGCAGCCAUUGCUGCUCCAUCCCCACCCUACGACAUCGUGGUGCUCGAGAGCGUCCGUGACUCGAUGGUGCUGGGAUGGAAACAACCCGAAGCCAUUGGUGGAACUGAGAUCACCGGCUACUACCUGAACUAUAGGGAAGUGGUGGAUGGAGUUCCUGGGAAAUGGAAGGAGGCCAACAUUAAGGCUGUUGCUGACAGGGCAUACAGGAUCGAAAACCUGAAGGAAAACAUGGUGUACCAGUUCCAGGUGGCUGCUGCUAACCUGGCGGGGGUUGGGGCACCCUCCAAACCAAGCAAGUCCUUCAAGUGUGAAGAGUGGACCAUUGCUGUGCCUGGGCCACCCCAUGAUGUCAAAUGCACAGAAGUUAGGAAAGACUCUCUGGUGUUACUGUGGAAGGAACCAGUUUAUUCUGGUCGUACUCCCGUAGUUGGUUAUUAUGUUGAUAUGAAGGAAACUGACGCAAAGGAGGAACGCUGGAGAAGUGUCAAUGAGAAGCCCCUUCAAAAGAAAUACUUGAAGAUUGGUGGCCUGACACAAGGUGUGAGCUACGUGUUCCGUGUGCGGGCAGCAAACCAGGCUGGCGUUGGGAAGCCAUCAGAUGUCACAGAUGCUGUCAUAGCAGAAACACGACCAGGAACCAAGGAAGUGGUGGUGGAUGUAGAUGACAAUGGAGUCAUUUCCUUGAACUUUGAAUGUGAUCAGAUGUCUCCAGACUCUAAGUUCAUUUGGUCCAAGAAUUAUGAACCAAUUGAGGAUGAUCCUCGACUGAACAUCGAUACCAAAGGCGGAAAGUCUAAACUUUCCUUUAAGAAUCUUGGAGAAGAUGAUUUGGGAAUUUACUCUUGCAUUGUCACAGACACUGAUGGAGUUUCAUCAAGCUACACAAUUGAUGAGGAAGAAAUGAAACGCCUGCUUGCUCUGAGCCAUGAACGGCAGUUCCCAACUGUCCCACUUAUCUCUGAGUUGGCAGUGGAAAUCUUGGAAAAAGGAGAAGUGAGAUUCUGGCUGCAAGCUGAAAAACUGUCUGGCAAUGCAAAGGCCAAUUUUGUGUUUAAUGAUAAGGAGAUUUUCAAUGGAGAGAAAUACAAAAUGAAGGUGGACAAGAAUACUGGCCUUGUUGAAAUGAUUAUGGACAAGCUUGAGGAGAAGGAUGAAGGCACUUACACGUUCCAGCUGCAGGAUGGAAAAGCAACCAAUCAAUCUAGUCUGGUCCUCAUUGGUGAUGUAUUCAAGAAGCUACAGGAUGAAGCAGAUUUCCAGAGAAAAGAGUGGCACAGGAAACAAGGUCCUCAUUUCGUGGAUAAACUGGGAUGGGAAGUUACUGAUGAGUGUAAUGUGAUGUUGAAAUGUAAGGUGGCUAAUAUUAAGAAGGAAACACACAUUGUGUGGUACAAAGAUGACAGGGAGAUAAUGGUAGAUGAAGAACAUGACUUCAAGGAUGGUGUGUGUACUCUGCUGAUAUCAGAGUUUUCUAAGAAAGAUGCUGGCACAUAUGAAGUCAUUCUGAAGGACGACAGAGGAAAGGACUCCAGUGAGCUGACGCUCAAGGACACAGCUUUUGCAGAUCUGAUGAAUGAAGUAUGCAGAAGGAUUGCUUUAUCUGCAACAGACCUGAAAAUCCAGAGCACAGCUGAGGGUAUCCGACUGUACUCCUAUGUUACUUAUUAUGUAGAAGAUUUGAGAGUAGGCUGGGUGCACAAUGAUACCCAGAUUAAGUUCACGGACCGGAUGAGGACUGGUGUCACCGGGGAGCAGAUCUGGUUGCAGAUCAAUGAGCCGACUCCCCAGGACAAAGGCAGAUACAUAAUGGAACUCUUUGAUGGCAACACAACGCACAAAAAGACAGUGGAUCUUUCUGGACAAGCCUUCGAUGAAGCCUUUGCUGAGUUCCAGAGAUUAAAGCAAGCUGCGAUUGCAGAGAAAAAUCGUGCACGGGUACUUGGAGGUUUGCCCGAUGUUGUCACCAUCCAGGAGGGCAAGGCACUCAAUCUUUCUUGCACUGUCUGGGGAGACCCCACCCCAGAGGUCUCAUGGCUGAAGAAUGAAAAGUCAUUUGUAUCAGAUGCCAAUUGCAUCCUGAGGUUUGAAUCUGGAAAAAAUGUCAGCUUUUCCAUUUCUACUGUGUCCACACAAGACUCUGGGAAAUACAGCAUUGUGGUGAAGAACAAGUACGGCACAGAGACGAGCGACGUCACUGUAAGUGUGUACAUCCCUGAGGAGGAGAGAGAGUCUGAGCAAGAGAAAAAGCAGUAGGACAAAAUGAAAGCGUGAAUUUAAGUCUAGAAGAGAGAAGUACAGAGGAGAUUUUGGAUGUUAGGCUGAUAUAAUCCAUGUGUGUAAAUGGCUUUCUGCUUUAGCAGGCAGCCUUGGAUUUUUCCAUUCACUUCACAUUUGCUUCUAAUACACUUACUUAUGCCAGGGAAAUCAGGGCCUUUCCUGAAUGUUUUCUUAAUGCUAACUUCACAGAAACUAAUUGUAGCAUUUUAAGCAAGGCCAAGUGCAUGCUGUCUGUAAACACAUGCUCGCCAUUUCAUCCUUUUCCUGGAGCAUCUGGAAGGAAAGGGUCAAGAAUUGUUUCAGUGGAAGCAACUAAUGAGGUAGAUGGAAAGAUCAAAAAGAUCGGAGCGAACUUGAGCAGCAGAGUUAGGAUUUGUUCCAGCUUUGGUAAAGCAGCAUAAAUGGAACGUGUUAGAUCACAGAGAAAUGAGUGCUGGCUUUUGUCUGUGUUAAGGCCCCUUUGUAUUGCUGUGUUAAUUUAGUGAGGCCUUAAUAUGGGUGUCAUUUACAGCCCUAAAUAUUGUUUAAUCUGCCCAAACAGGGUAACAGUACUGUAACAUAAAUGAAAAUAAGGCUUAGGAGGCCAGGAUAAUAAUACGUGUGUGUGUGUCUGUAAAAGUGUAUGAACUCUGCUCUAUGUUCACAAAUAAACUGAUUUCACUUCUUUCCUUCAAUCACAAGCUUGUUUCACUGUGUCUUGUUUUAUUAGCCACAGCUCAUGUAGUUGUGCACAGUAUGAUAGUGUCUUA